UCCACCGCCGCUGAGCUCCAUCACACAGUCAGCGGUAGAAAUCCUCCUCCUCCUCCUUCUCCAGAGCAGGUCGUUGGGGCCUGUGUCCUGUUCUCUGGAGAAUGGAUUAGACCAAUUUUCGUCCACACUUUCUCUGACCAGCUCCUGCCCCUUUCCCUGCAUCGCCAUGGCGCUGUGUGUGCCGGCCUGUUCUCCAGCUGUGAGGCUCUGCCAGAAGCUGAACCGGUUGAAGACGCUGGAGGAUGAUGUGAUGGCCACGUCUCUGAAACGUUGUCUCUCCACCCUGGACCUGGCUCUACUCGGGGUUGGUGGAAUGGUUGGUUCAGGCCUUUAUGUUCUUACAGGAACUGUUGCCAAGGACACGGCUGGGCCAGCUGUGGUCCUCUCUUUCCUCAUCGCAGGCAUAGCCUCUCUAAUGGCGGCCCUUUGCUACGCUGAGUUUGGUGCACGGGUUCCAAAGACAGGCUCCGCCUACAUGUUCACAUACGUUUCCGUUGGUGAGAUCUGGGCCUUCCUUAUUGGCUGGAAUGUCAUUCUGGAGUAUAUGAUCGGCGGGGCGGCAGUGGCCCGGGCAUGGAGUGGCUACCUGGACUCAAUCUUUAACCACCGCAUCCAGAACUUCACGGAGAGUCAUGUGAUGCGCUGGGAUGUGCCUUUCAUCGCCCAUUACCCAGACCUCCUAGCAGCAGGCAUCCUGGUGGUGGCCUCCAUCUUUAUCUCAUUUGGUGUUCGGGUCUCAUCCUGGCUCAACCACAUCUUCUCCGCCGUCAGCAUGGUGGUUAUCACCUUCAUCCUGGUUUUCGGCUUCAUGCUGGCAGACCCAGCCAACUGGAGUGCCCGAGAGGGAGGGUUCGCCCCCUAUGGGCUCUCGGGGGUCAUGGCAGGAACGGCCACUUGCUUCUACGCCUUUGUUGGAUUUGAUGUUAUUGCAGCUUCCAGUGAGGAGGCACGGGACCCCCAGAAGGCCAUUCCAAUAGCAACAGCCAUUUCCUUGGCCUUGGCCGCCACAGCCUACAUCUUGGUGUCUACAGUUCUGACGCUGAUGGUGCCGUGGCACACACUGGACCCCAACUCUGCGCUGUCUGAUGCCUUCUUCAGAAGGGGAUAUAGUUGGGCCGGCUUUAUCGUGGCUGUGGGGUCCAUAUGUGCCAUGAACACGGUACUUCUAAGCAACCUCUUCUCUCUGCCACGGAUCGUCUACGCCAUGUCAGAAGACGGUCUCUUCUUCCCCAUCUUCUCUCGUGUCAACCCUGUUACCAAAGUACCCGUCAUCGCCAUCCUUGUUUUCGGAAGCCUCAUGGCUUUCCUGGCCCUCAUAUUCGACUUGGAAGCUCUGGUCCAGUUUCUGUCCAUCGGCACACUUCUAGCCUACACCUUUGUAGCAGCUAGCAUAAUCGUGCUUCGUUUCCAACCUGAAAAGACUGCCAGUGCCUCAGGUGGCGGAGGCACCAAAACAGACGCAUCAUCCAUGGCCUCUCCCAACCAACCAGUGGUCCCGAGUGACCCAGGCAUGACCAGAUCCGAGACCCAGACUCUUGCUCAAGAGGCCGGGGAGCUGAAAGAGUACGAGUCCUUCUCAGAUAAGCUCCAGUUAGUGGAGAGGGAGAAGGCAGUUAGAGAAAGACGGGCCCCAGGAAUGCUGAAGGCCUGCUGGGAGCCCUACUUGGGCCGUUUGCUGGGCGACUGUGAGCCGGGAGAUGUGGUGACCUUUUCUGUGACCGCUCUCAUGGUCAGUGCUGUGUCUCUUUGUGCUGUAGUGGUUUUUGGGAACAGCCAUUUGCAUCUUCCUAUGUGGAGCUUCAUCCUGCUGGUGGUGGUCUUCAGCCUGGCCUUUCUCAUCAGCCUGGUGCUUAUCUGGGCCCAUGAACAGCAAAACAAAACCAAGACUUUCCAGGUUCCCCUGGUUCCAUUUGUACCUGGAGCCAGUAUUCUUCUGAAUGUGUUUCUAAUGCUGAAGCUCAGUCUUCUCACCUGGCUCCGAUUUACCAUCUGGCUGGCUGCAGGUCUGCUGGUGUAUUUUGGAUAUGGUAUAUGGCACAGUAAAGAGGGUCUGCGGGAGCUGCAGGGUAACGAUGUUUCGGCUCGAUAUGUGGUCCUACCAAGCGGAAGCCUGGUGGAGACCGUCCAGAACGUCCAACCGGAGGGACACACGCACACACAUGCCUCACAAACCACACACACAUCAGCCACCAACGACCCACAAGCCAACAAAUGAUCUGUCUCUUUGAGAGACAUUUAAUAUGUGUGUGUGUGGAAAGUGUGUGUGUGAAAAUGUUUAUUUGCCAGCUAGUUGUGUUGUUGCGUGUGUGUGUGUGUGCAUGAGUGUGAGUGUGUCUGUUUGUGGGUGUGUGUGCAAGUUCCUUUAUCUUUCAUUUCUCUCUUUAUCUGUUGUGCUCUGUUCUGCCUUUUGCCUGCCUUCCUCUCUGAAGAACACCAGUAGGUUCUGUAUUUGAAAUGAUUUUGGAUUUGAAAACUCUAACUGAUGGAGGUGUGUGUGUUCUCUUGCAUCUCGGCUGCUUUUGCUAAACUGGAUGGAAAUAAUUUAUAUUUAUAAUUUGGCAACUUGUGUCACACUAUGGUGAGUGAAAUUAUAUUAAAUCUAGUCAAUAUAUUAUAACAAAAAAAAUCUGAUUAUGUAUACUCACUCUAAAAACAACUUUACUGGAGAAGAGUAUAACCUUUUAUUAUUAAGUCAUUUUGAAGGAAUUCUAUUAUUCCAUUCAUCAUUUUAAUACAAUCUAUAGAAUAACUGCCAGAUUUACAUUAGGUCAAAAAAGUUUAAAACUUUUUUUUUUUUUUUUUUUUUUGCAGAACAGCACAUAUUGUCUCUAUCAUCAUAUCAAUUUUAAUUUCACAACAAAGUGCUAGAAACUGCCAUCAGAU
Molecule: messenger RNA, 2883 nt
Organism: Astyanax mexicanus (Mexican tetra)
Lineage: Eukaryota; Metazoa; Chordata; Actinopteri; Characiformes; Acestrorhamphidae
Gene: slc7a4
Product: solute carrier family 7 member 4
Exons: 5
Coding region: 167-2215 (682 amino acids)
Biological process (GO): transmembrane transport; amino acid transport
Cellular component (GO): plasma membrane
Molecular function (GO): amino acid transmembrane transporter activity
Source: RefSeq, a predicted model, not a curated record